AGUGCUGAACGACAAGUUCCUCUUCUGUGAGGGUUUAAAUAUGAUGUGAAAACCGCCACAGGAGACACAAGUCCUGCUCACCUGAAGACCAAAUGGCCUACAAACAUCAGAAUGGACGAACUGCUGCAUUAGCCUAGCCUGGAGCCACGCAGCCCUUCUGCUGACUGUGUACAGAUCAGUUCUGCUGAUUCAGCCGCUUGUGUGAGGACGACUUUGUACCGCAGGGUAAAAAUCUGAGGUCUGGCUAAAUGGCUAAGGUUGUUCUUGUGGAUCUGCUUCAUCCUCACUGUCCGCAGUACAGCCGGUGCGUUGAACGGCGCGUCAGCAGGUUAAAAGAAGUCAUUGGUAACAGCGCUGAGGAGCCAGUUUAUGUCCUCCUUCACCAGCACACACCCCGCGGCGGGGAAACGGACAGUCUGUCCGAGGCGGCUCUUCUGGACGGAUUCGUUCGUCUGAACAGGCGUGUACAUGUUGUAACCAACAGGAGCGCAGCAGCCUCCCUUUACUCAUUCAAACUGGCUGCGGACGCACUGGACGCAACUGAUGUCCAGGUCCUGACGUGCAGCCGUCGGCAGGCGGUCCUCCAGGUGUACGAGGAGCUCCUCUUCACACCUGUCUACAGUUUCCACUACUGCACCGUGUUUAAUGAUCUGCGCUGCCCGCUCGAUGACCUGGCCCUCACCUGCUCUCAGCGCGCCGAUGUCAAGGACGAAAUCAGCACGUUUCUACAGCGCCUCCCAGCGGUGAAGGGAGAAAUUACAAUUCUGAAAUCUUCCAUGAUCUCAGAUUGCUUUUAUCAUGGUUUCACCACAAGAACAGGAGGGAUCUCAUACAUCAGCACCUUAAGCUCUCUGAACCUGUUCAGCAGCUCAAGGCGUAGAGACUCCAGUGUCGUGGUGGCUGAAAACCUUAGACGGCUUGGACUGCAGGCUGGCUUUGAGCCUCACCAGUUUCACCUUGCUAAGGUCAACCAUGCCAGUGACGUGUGGGUAAUGAGCAAGCCUGCACCCGAGAGCUAUGACGGGAUUGUGACCAAUCAGCCAGGCGUUGUCAUAGCAGCACCAGGAGCUGACUGCAUGCCACUGCUCUUCACUGAUCCUGUGGCAAAGGUCAUUGGAGCAGCACAUGCAGGCUGGAGGGGUACCCUAAUGGGGAUUGCCAUGGCAACAGUGAAUGCCAUGGUGCUAGAGUUUGGCAGCAAGCUUGUUAACAUAGUGGCUGUGAUUGGGCCUUCUGUUGGGCCCUGCUGUUUCACUAUGGAACAAGACUCAGCCAGAAAGUUCCAGGCCAUCCAUCCGGACUGUGUCAGAAACAUGGACUCACCCAGGCCUUAUGUUGAUAUCAGGCUUGCAACCAGAAUCCUCUUGGAGAGAGGUGGGCUUCUCCCAGAGCACAUCCAUGAUGACACAGUGACAGACCGACCCAACCUCACUAUAUGCACCUCCUGCCACCCUGAUUCCUUCUUCUCUCAUGUUAGAGAUGGCAUCAACUUUGGCACUCAAAUCGGCUUCCUGUGGAUCAAGUAACCCCUGGAAUUAAACAGUCUGACCAUUAGGACCAACACAAUGUGAACAGUUUGUUCAGCUGCAGAAGUAACAGCCUAUUUUUGCAGCUUAGUGAAACAACUAGGAGAGAAAUUGAAGACUUUUAAAGUUAGGCUGCAAAGUGACUUUUACAUUAGGCAUGGAGACAUUCAGAACUUGGGUAAAACUCUGAUUGCCAAUAAUAUAAAAAGUGUCAUGAUGCUUGGCAAAUUAACAUCUUACCUUUGUUAUGCUUGCUAAGCACUACUCAGGAGUUACCAUAAUUUUCUCACCAGGACUAGCUUUGAGUUUAUCAAUAUAGAAGACACAGUAAACAUACAUGUUAUAUGCCUUAUCUAUUACAGUCUUCUAGCGUUCUUGAUUGAACUGUUGUUGCUUCAGCCUGGCUGGCUACAGCUUGGCUACAAUUCCAGACUGGGGUUUUAAAUAAUCAUUAGAAAUGCUACAUCAGCCUUACUUACCUCUUGCUUGGCCUAGAAACAAAGUUGUUUGUGAAGACUGAAACCGUUGCUGAUGCAGCUCUUCAGGGAGAAUUUGAUUACCUCCACGUACGUCUAUCAUUCAACAACUGCACAACAGCCUCCCUUCACUCAUUCAGACAAACUACAAACACUCUGCACAUUACUCAUGUCCAUGUAAUGACUUUCAGUCACAGAGAAACAGGCCUGAAGCUUCUCUUCACUGUGAUAGACAGCCUUGGUGCCCUCAUCUUAACUCACACUCAGAUUACUGACAUCAAGGAUGGACCACAUUUUCAAAACAUGUUGCCAGCCAUGGCUUAUUUCACUUCUCAGGUAAAAUAUAGGAGGUGAUUCAGUGUGUCUUAAUAGAGACUUAUGAUAUUGCUCUUCUUAUUGACAUUUCCUUGUUCUGUUCCUUAGUUCUAUGUUGUCUUCUCCCAUUACUUUCACAUCUAACAUAUCCUUUAAGUGAACACCUGCUUGCAUUUACAUAUGUAAUGAUGUUGUGGAAUGUAUUCAUUUUCACCAAAGCUAGGCAACGUGUUUACAGGAAUUGUUUGAAUUAAGUAAGCUUAAAAGCGUGAAAAUUGAGAAUUCUGGGAACAAGUGUUUACUUGACAAACUGUAAAUCAGUUCAGCAGUAGGGGAGGGCAUUCGCACUUUUCCAGUUUACAUUCCGAAUUUCAGAGUUUCAUGGAAGGAAGAGUAAUCAAAGCAUUCAGAGUGUUGUUUUGAUGGAUGCUUUGCACCGUUGCACUUCUGAGUAUCAUAUAUCAUGUUAAUAGUAGAUUUAUUUAUGACAUACCAUGCUGCGUAUUACUCCAUACUAUGGUGUGGAUAAAAUAUUGCGUAAUAUUAGAAGAUAUUAAAAUAUCUUCUUUAAGUCAAAGUUACUGAGGGGUCAACCAACUGCAAGCAGUACUUCAUGCAGCUGCAUUGGACAGUAUGUCGUGGGCACUCUCCAUUAGCAGAGGUCGACUGCGAGCUGAACAGCUAAAAUAUUGAUUAAUAAAUAUUUAUAUGAAUAUAUAGAUAGAAUGAUAUUGACCAUUCUUGUAAAUUAGUUCAAACUGUGACCUUACAGUAAAAAAUAAAAUAAAAACCUUUGAUAUUGACAAGACUUUUUUUCUAAUGCCUUGGAUCUAUUUGAAUCCAAGGCAUUGAGAUGGUAAUAAGCUAAAAAUAUACAAAAUCCUCAUUUAUGCUUUCUAUUGGGAGGUGGCUGUCCCAAACCCUAACCCCUACAUUUCAACUUGUGAAAAGAAUACUUAAUUUUUUUUUUUGCAUUUUUUUCAGUGUUACUUUUAAACUGAAAGAUUUAAGAUUGUAAGAGGUAGAUUUAUCGUAAGUUUAAUUUUUAAAUAAAA
Molecule: messenger RNA, 3372 nt
Organism: Colossoma macropomum (tambaqui)
Lineage: Eukaryota; Metazoa; Chordata; Actinopteri; Characiformes; Serrasalmidae
Gene: lacc1
Product: laccase (multicopper oxidoreductase) domain containing 1
Exons: 5
Coding region: 249-1526 (425 amino acids)
Molecular function (GO): copper ion binding
Source: RefSeq, a predicted model, not a curated record